AUGACAGACUACGAGGGCGAGCAGCAGAUGGAGGUGGAGGCUUUGGAGGCGAUUCUCAUGGACGAGUUUGAGAGGGUGGACGACACAUCAGGCCUGGGCAUGCCAUCGGAUAAACCAUGCUACCUAAUCACAAUAUCGCCCAAGGGGGACGACGAGGAAGAGACAACACCUUUCCCAGUGCGGCUGGCACUCUUCUUUGCCCACACGCCCACCUACCCUGAUGAGCCACCGCUACUCACCGUGCGAAGCCUACAAGGAGUGAGAGCCGUCGAUCUGGAGGAGAUUCGCAACAAGCUCAAGGAAGAGGCGGAGGCUAAUCUUGGGAUGGCAAUGAUGUACACUCUUGCCACGUCAGCCAAGGAGUGGCUGAGAGAGAAGUACGGAGGAGUGGAGGAGGAGGAAGAGGAGGAAGAGAAGGAGGAGGUGAUUGAGCCACACGGGCUGCCAGUGACAGUGGAGACAUUCACAGAGUGGCGAGAUCGGUUCGAGGCAGAGAUAGCCCUGGAGAAGGCCAAGUUGCUGUCAGAUGCGGCACUUGCAGCAUCCAAGGAGAAGCGGCUUACAGGCAGACAGUGGUUUGUCCAGAAAGCAAGCAAGGGAAUUGUGGUGGAUGAGGAGGAGGCAGCAGAGGAGGAGGAAGAGGAGAUCGAUUUUGAUGAUGAUGAUUUCGAUGAAGAUAUUGACGAGGAGGACAUGUUGGAUCAUUACCUUGCUGAAAAGAACCAAGCUUAG
Molecule: messenger RNA, 732 nt
Organism: Closterium sp. Yama58-4
Lineage: Eukaryota; Viridiplantae; Streptophyta; Zygnematophyceae; Desmidiales; Closteriaceae
Source: the annotation of a GenBank genome assembly